GUCUAACAGGCUAUAGAAGGAGAGAAAGGGGGAGGUUGGUACAGUAAAAAAGUGUGUGAAGUCAGCAGGAGCUCCACGGGGCGUGUCCCUGCACCGGCUCUUAGGGCAGAGUGGCGCGCGCUCGGGCUGCACUUCCACGCAUCACUGCCGCGUCGUGGUCACCCAUCCCGGAGCAGGACCAUGCCGUGCACGGCUUGAUUGUAGCCUAGAACAAAGACACAACAACUUUUUUAGAACUUUUCAAAAAAAAAGAAGAAAAAAAAAAGAUUUGAAGAUACAGCAGAUUUGUCAUGUGUGCACGCGGUUGGAUCUCGUCCGCGCGUGCGGGCUUCGUACUGCUGUGCGGUUAUUUCUCCAUCCUGUGCGGCGUGACGGUGAUGAUGAUGGUGAUGAUGAUGAUGGUGCAUCAAGCCGCGGCUGGCUGCAGGGACCGGGAGAGUCCCAACUGCUGCACCGGCAGAAACAACGACUGCUUCGAGCACACCGGGAGGAAGACGACGUGCUACUGCGACACGUACUGUCAGAGGACUGGAGACUGCUGCGAGGACUACCAGAGUGUCUGCCAAAUAUCUGCAGCCAUUGACUGUGUGGUGGGCUCAUGGGGUCUCUGGUCCUCAUGCACGUCUCCAUGCGGGGUGGGCAGCACCGAAAGAAGCCGCCAAGUGUCCGUCCCUCCUCGAAACGGAGGCACCCCCUGCCCGGACCUCAAACAGCGCCGAGGGUGCUUCGGAAACAACGAAAUAUGCAGCACAGCGAAAGAGGUGGCAAAGAUCCUUCCAGAUUCCUUCCAGAGGAACUUUAAGGACCCUUGGAGGAGGCCUCACAUGCUGAUAAAGGAGGCGAAGGCCAGCUACUGCGUGUAUUUGAGGGUGAAACAAGCAAGCGCGCCGUGCAAACUCCAACUGUGGACUGCUCAGCUGGUGAGAGAGAGGCUGGUGUGUGCCGAGUGCCAGAGUGACGCCAUGUCCAAGUCAGACCGAUGUGGAGGAGGCGGCUUUGAAGGCACCAGAACUUUCUGGGCAGCAGCUUCAGUCAUAGGCUGCCAUGGCUCGUGGGUGCGAGAGUCGUCGUCCGAAGGCUGCCGAUGUCCACCUUACUCUGUCCUCUUUGUGUGAUCGGCCACGGGGCACAUCACCACGUCGAAGGACCAGUAUGUCCACAAUCAGCUCCUGCAAAACUCUUGCAGGGCCUUGUCAGUCAAGCCCCCAGAUCCAGAAUCUCUGGAUGGAUGGCUUCACUCAAGGAGAUCAGCAGCAUCCUGCCACUUGUAUUCGUAUUUUUCAGCUCAUACUCGAUUGUACUGCAUUACUUAGUAUGCACGCAGCGACCCGUGCUUCAGUUUUGACUGCCACCUUGUUGUUACUUUCUUUCCUCCAAGCACAGCAAGCUUCAUAUGCAUUGUUACCUCUUCUGCUAUCUACCUCUAUAAACAACAUUGCGUAAUAUGCAAAAAAAAAAAAAAAGAUUUUGCUUUAUGCAUUUUCUACUCUUGAUCGUUACGUUUAUUGUAAUAUAGCUAUAUGUAUUUGUAUCCUCACCUUUUUUACAGUUUAAGGCCUGAUUGAAAGGUUUUUUUGUUUUGUUUUUACAAAUGGGACACAGAGUCUGGUUCUUUUUUUGUCCAUUUUAAACAGUUGAACCUCUAAAGUUGAUUUUCAAAGAAGCUACACCAGAAUCCACAGACUUUGACCUUGAUGAUGACCAUAGAACAAGAAAUGAACCUUAAGAGACGACGUAGAAAAGCGGUACACGCUGCUCAGUACAAUAUAGCUAAGUCGACACUUAUAGAAAAGAACAGAACAAAGUGCGAUAGUUUUAAGUGAAGACACCAGCAUGUGAGCAUGUCUGUCAUCAGUGGUCAUCAAGGGUGAGUACACCUUUUAUUGUUUAUUGGUUUUUAUUGAUUGGAAACUGUUAACUUCUUUUUACACGUGUAUGAUAACGUCAAAUAGUCAAAUGUAUGGCAUUUUUAUGACAAUAAUUUACCUUUAACUUUAACUUUAUAAGCAGUCAUCCUUUCUAUCUCCAUAUGCAUGCAUACAGAUUACAAUAUUUUCCUUUAAUAUUACAAUCUAGUCGUAUUAUCAUAUUGUCUCGAGCAAAAUGUAAACUUUUUGGCAAAAUUGAAUUUUAUUCAUAGUGUUAUAGUUUGUCCCAAAUGCUGUAUUGACCUGAAUAUAAGACAACCACUUUUUCAAGCUCUAUCUUUUGGAAGAUUAUUCUUUAUGACAAAAAUCAAAUACUUUUUUUUACAAUCAGUGAAAUAACGGUAUACAAAAUGUUUGUAUUUCAUAUCAUCCCUCCCCCUUUUGACAGGAUUAGGGUUAGGUACAGCGAGCCUCUGUUGGCGGCGGCAUCUCUCCAAGUCAUUGGGGUGUGCGUGAGUGCCAGUAAGAAAAGCUUCGACUCGCUUUGUUGUUUGGUACCACAUGUUGGGUUGCAUAUAUACAGUAUAUACAAAACCCAAAACCAGUGAAGUUGGCACGUUGUGUAAAUCGUAAAUAAAAACAGAAUACAUCCAUCCAUCCAUCCAUCUUCUUCCGCUUAUCCGAGGUCGGGUCGCGGGGGCAGCAGCCUAAGCAGGGAAUCCCAGACUUCCCUCUCCCCAGCCACUUCGUCCAGCUCUUCCCGGGGGAUCCCGAGGCGUUCCCAGGCCAGCCGGGAGACAUAGUCUUCCCAACGUGUCCUGGGUCUUCCCCAUGGACUCCUACUGGUCGGACGUGCCCUAAACACCUCCCUAGGGAGGCGUUCGGGUGGCAUCCUGACCAGAUGCCCGAACCACCUCAUCUGGCUCCUCUCGAUGUGGAGGAGCAGCGGCUUUACUUUGAGCUCCUCCCGGAUGACAGAGCUUCUCACCCUAUCUCUAAGGGAGAGCCCCGCCACCCGGUGGAGGAAACUCAUUUCGGCCGCUUGUACCCGGGAUCUUGUUCUUUCGGUCAUAAACCAAAGCUCAUGACCAUAGGUGAGGAUGGGAACGUAGAUCGACCGGUAAAUUGAGCGCUUUGCCUUACGGCUCAGCUCCUUCUUCACCACGGAUCGAUACACUGUCCGCAUUACUGAAGACGCCGUACCAAUCCGCCUGUCGAUCUCACGAUCCACUCUUCCCUCACUCGUGAACAAGACUCCGAGGUACUUGAACUCCUCCACAGAAUACAAUAAAUUGCAAAUCCUUUUCAACCUAUAUUCAAUUGAAUAGACUGCAAAGACAAGAUAUUUAACGUUCAAACUGGAAAACUUAGUUAUUUUUUGCAAAUAUUAGCUCAUUUGUAAUUUGAUGCCUGCAACAAAAGCUGGCACUAGUGGCAAAAAAGACUGACAAAGUUGAGGAAUGCACAUCAAACACUUAUUUGAAACAUCCCACAAGUGAACAGGGUAAAUGAGAACAGGUGGGUGCCAUGAUUGGGUAUGAAAGCAGCUUCUAUGAAAUGCUCAGUCAUUCACAAACAAGGAUGGGGCGAGGGUCACCACUUUGUGAACAAAUGCUUGAGCAAAUUGUUUAAGAACAACAUUUCUCAACCAGCAAGGAAUUUAGGGAUUUCACCAUCUACGGUCCGUAAUAUCAUCAAAAGGUUCAGAGAAUGUGGAAAAAUCACUGCACGUACGCAGCAAGGGUGAAAACCAACAUUGAAUGCCCGUGACCUUCGAUCCCUCAUGUGGUACUGCAUCAAAAACCGACAUCAGUGUGUAAAGGAUAUCACCACAUGGGCUGAGGAACACUUCAGAAAACCACUGUCAGUAACUACAGUCCGUCACUACAUAUGUAAGUGUAAGUUAAAACUCUACUAUGCAAAGCGAAAGCCAUUUAUCAACAACAUCCAAAAACGCCGCCGGCUUAGCUGGACCCGAGCUCAUCAAAAAUGGACUGAUGCAAAGUGUAAAGGUGUUCUGUGGUCUGACGAGUUCACAUUUUAAAUAGUUUUUAGAAACCGUGGAUAUUGUGUCUUCUGGACCAAAGAGGAAAAGAACCAUCCGGAUUGUUAUAUGCGCAAAGUUCAAAAGCUGUGAUGGUAUGGGGGUGUAUUAGUGCCCAAGGCAUGGGUAACUUACACAUCUGUGAAGGCACCAUUAAUGCUGUAAGGUACAUACAGGUUUUGGAGCAACAUAUGUUGCCAUACAAGCAACAUUAUCAUGGACACCCCUUCUUAUUUCAGCAAGACAAUGCCAAGCCAUGUUUUACAACAGUGUGGCUUCAUAGUGAAAGAGUGCGGGUACUAGACUGGCCUGCCUGUAGUCCAGACCUGUCUCCCAUUGAAAAUGUGUGGCGCAAUAUGAAGCUUAAAAUACCACAAUGGCGACCACGGACUGUUGAACAACUUAAGCUGUAUAUCAAGCAAGAAUGGGAAAUAAUUCCACCUGAAAAGCUUAAAAAAUUGCUCUCUUCAGUUCCCAAACGUUUACUGAGUGUUGUUAAAAGGAAAGGCCAUGUAACACAGUGGUAAAAAUGUCCCUGUGCCAACUUUUUUGCAAUGUGUUGCUGCCAUUAAAUUCUAAUUUAAUGAUUAUUUGCAAACAUUUUUUUACGUUUCUCAGUUUGAACAUUAAAUAUUUUGUCUUGCUGUCUAUUCAAUUGAAUAUAAGUUGAAAAGGGUUAGCAAAUCAUUGUAUUCUGUUUUUAUUUACGAAUUACACAUCGUGCCGACUUCACUGGUUUUGGGUUUUGUAAAUGAAUUAUGUUAAAAGACCUGUUCUGUUUUUAAGACAUUUUAUCUUCGAAAAAAAUAUGACAUUUAGGUCAAUACAGUACUUCUCAAAAGUUAGGUUUGAGAACACGUUUUGUUUUCAUAUCGGCGGUAACUUCUUUUUACACUUGUUGAUUGUUAAAACUUUACUUACAAAUACAUGUCUGUACAGUUAAUCCAAUUUUUAUGAUGGCAACAGUUUGACCCUGAAAUAAGUUGUUUUUUAAUAACAUUAUUGCCCAUGACAAAAUGUUGUUUCAAACAACCAAAUAUUCGACCUUAGAGGUUCCAUAAGUGUUUCCGUUCAGUUAAAUCCCAUUAUCAGGUAUGAGUGACUACUCAGGUGCUUAAAGUAGAUUUAUUUAGUCUUGGCUAAAAUAAAUCCAACGACUUUUUAGGCAGAAUCUCGUAGGAGUGGGAAAAAAAGCCAUUUAACAACAUGUCAACAUCCUUAAAGAAUUUUCCCUCCCUUCCUCAUUAGACAUUCAGUUACCUUCACAUGGGGAUUUUAUCAGUCAUCCCCCUCUUUUUUUCUACCUUUUUACUCCCAGUUUGUAUUCAUUAAUGGCCCAAAAAGGUCAGACACAGCACUUCUUCAUGUGUGUUUCUUCCUGCCAAAAAACAGCAGAUUAACGUAACAUUCUUGACUUGGACAACACAGCUCAUUCAAGCGCACGAAUCCCAGAUACCACACACACAUACCAGAACGUUCCUUUAGGUGCCUAAGCCGUGACUUGUUAUUCCCCUCCCAACCACAUGUUUGUGUUUGUGUGUAUUUAUUAUUAAACAUUGCAUUUAUUAGUGCCGCGCAUUAUCCUCAUGUACACACUCUCCAUUAGUGAAAAAAUAAACUAUUUUAUU
Messenger RNA from Nerophis lumbriciformis (worm pipefish), 5540 nucleotides. Its product is annotated as somatomedin-B and thrombospondin type-1 domain-containing protein. The record is from RefSeq and is a predicted model, not a curated record. Lineage: Eukaryota; Metazoa; Chordata; Actinopteri; Syngnathiformes; Syngnathidae.